AUGCAGACAGCGAACAUCACGGUAACGGUCGCCACAACGGUUCAACCUGGUAGCAUAUCAAUGGGGAACACGUUUGAAACAAGUGCUACACUUACUGGAGGUUAUCUACAUCAGGAUGCAAGUUCUUUGUCAUCGAAUACUCUAAUAACUACAUCUUUAUCAGAACCUCGUACCCAAAAUAGUACUUCUCUGGGCACCCAACUGAGCUCACUAACAAUUGUUCCAUAUAACACCACUAGCUCGGUAUAUGCCACGAUCCCAACAUCCAAGAGUGUAUCCUUAAUCGAUUCAUCAUCUUUAGGACAUAGUCAUAUCCAGCCAGUAUUGUCAUCUACACCAUUAAUAUAUUCCACUAUCAUUUCUACCCCUACCCCUUCCACAACAUCAAUAAGCUCAGCGAUAACCAGAAUACCAUCCUCAUCCUCAUCAUAUUCAGACAUACGGCGAAGUUCAGCAGUAUCAGUGAUCUUAAUAACAACAACUGUUUCACCUUCUUCUUCUGCUAUAACAAGCAUCACAUCAAGUUCUUCAGUUCCAGCAGUAGUCACACAAACUUUAACAGUGACACCCUCAAUAUUACCAUUAUUUUCAAUAUCAUCCGGCACCUCAAAGGAUUAUUUAAUAUACACACAAGAAUACCUAUUCACAGACUCAGACACAUCUUUCACAACAGGAUUAUUACAAACCACUGCAUUAAAAAAAUCAGCCUCUGGGAUAAUUUUACCAACUAGUGUAGUGACAAAACCAGUAUCAUAUUAUAAGGCAUAUGUUGAUGGUUCGCUAGACUCUGACCCAUCUACUACAUCGACGCACAAAAAUUUGAUAAUAGGGUCGGUAGUUGGAUCUGUUGUUGGUGCCGGUGUGAUCAUAUUACUUGGUGUUCUCUACUACAUGUUUGUUAGACAUAAGCAUAAAAAAGAACCAUCAUUUAUGACUCGUGGGAAAAGACCAAUAUACAUGGAUGAUUCAAUGACCACACAUGAUGCUAUGAUUAAUAAUAACGAGAAAAAUGGUGAUCCAUUUAAAAAUGAAUUUGAAUUCAAUGAAAGAGUACCGGGACAAAUACCGGUACCAGAGGAUCCCUUGGAUUAUUCGGUGUCUAUGAGAGAUAGUUCUGAUUUCCAAUUUAACCCAGACAGUUCUGUUGAUAUGAGCUUACAGACAGGCUUACAUUCUUACGAGGACUCUAAUGCAUAUUCAUACACAAGAUCAAUUACAGAUUGGCGUAAUGACUCAAAUAUACGAUAA
Messenger RNA from Maudiozyma barnettii, 1248 nucleotides. RefSeq lists its product as uncharacterized. NCBI's taxonomy places the organism in Eukaryota, Fungi, Ascomycota, Saccharomycetes, Saccharomycetales, Saccharomycetaceae. The record is from RefSeq and is a predicted model, not a curated record. The transcript has a single exon. The coding region runs from base 1 to 1248 and encodes 415 amino acids.